Penicillium malachiteum is the source of this 2631-nucleotide messenger RNA. RefSeq names its product Alkaline phosphatase-like alpha/beta/alpha. The transcript has 2 exons. NCBI's taxonomy places the organism in Eukaryota, Fungi, Ascomycota, Eurotiomycetes, Eurotiales, Aspergillaceae. The coding region runs from base 1 to 2631 and encodes 876 amino acids. The record is from RefSeq and is a predicted model, not a curated record.
AUGGCCAUCCGUACUUUCCUACAGCCACUCGUGCCUCUCUUGUUCGCGACUUUGGUCGUCGGUGGUCUUGCUUCUAAGGCUCUACAUAUCGGUCUACACUUUCGCUCAUUACCGUUUCUCUACCUGGUGCUAUACUCAUCCACACUCGUUUUACCCGAUAUCUUGAUCAUCGUCUUCGUGCGACUCUUACUUCAAUUCCCCGCGCCAGAAUCACGUCUUCAAUGGAUUUCGACUGUGUUGGGAGGGUUUCUCUCCCUAGUUACCUGGGGAGCGGCCUCGAUCCAAUUCGGCUUUUUCAUGCAAACCGGUGCCGAGGUAGCCUGGGCAGCUAGUAAUAGCUUCCUCAGCGACCCGGCUGCUAUGAAGAUUCUACUGAGUGGAGUCUCGACCGUCUCCGCUGCAGCUAUAGUCCUCGGUCUCGUUGCAUGGUUGAUCCAUGCCCAUCUCUAUGCUCUAACCGGUGCCUGUUUACAGGGAAUUCGUGAUUUGGUUGCGGGCGCAGUGAAAGCACGAUACAGCCUUCUAUCGGCUCCCAGCAAGGCAUGGUGGGCAUCUAUAGACCUUCGGUCUUUCCGCCGAGUGGGUCUCCUCACGGCUGCGUUUAUCUCACUCGUUUUCCUGGAAAUAUCUCGACCUUCGAUCCCGUAUGAUCAUCUUUCGGGGGCUUUACCUCUAACAAUAUUGGAUGCAUUCACGAAGAAGACAAGCACGGCUGAAGGAUGUCGAAAUCCCGCGAAGACCUUUCCUCUGUGGGAAGUAAACAAUGCUAGUCCGUUGGCGGAAGGGUGGUCCCGAGCCUCGUGGUUACCUCAAGACCCACCACCAGGAUUCAGCCGUUGGGGUACGAACCCUUCACAGAGGGCGCAGGAUGACAAUCCUUCUCACUUCCUGUGUAGCGGUGGUGAUGAGGAUGCAUUCUUUAACCCGAAGUCAGAUCCUCUGAAGAUCUCGAACUUGGGUGGCGAUAUCUAUGAGCCCUUGCAGAAGGCCUUCAAGGAACAUUCGGUGGAAAUUAACAAUAUCGUUUUGUUGACGUUGGAAAGUGGUCGGAAGGAAAUGUUUCCCAUGCAACAGGGUACACCCAUGUUCGAUGCGUUACUCGCCUCUCACGCCGAGGGGAAGAGAGAUCAAGCAAUUGACCGGUUGGUCAAAAUGACCCCCAUUGCGCAGAUGUUGACGGGAGAAUACGUGAGCGACAGUAAUGGUACUAAGGUGGAUCUGAGUGAUGUAAAGUGGCAGGAUUCAGCAGAAGAUGGCAUGGGUGGGCUAAACAUCCGCGGAGCACUCACAGGAAGCUCUUUGACCUUUAAGAGUAUUCUGGGAAGUCACUGCGGCGUUCAUCCUUUGCCAGUGGAUCUUCUGGAGGAAUCUAUGCUCGAGAUUUACCAGCCGUGCUUACCACAGAUCCUUGAGCUGUUCAAUCAGGUCAAGUCAACAAACGAGAUUCUUGGACGGUCUAAUAGCUCUGGAAGCUCUGAAAGCUCACCAGUUCUCGAAAAUCCGUGGAAGUCUGUUUUCAUGCAAUCUAUCACCGAUGACUAUGAUCGACAAGAUAUUCUGGAUGAAAACAUGGGUUUCAAGCACAAGGUUGUCAAGAAGACUAUUUCGUCACCUCGGGCCAAGUACAGAGCCAAGGGUGAUGAGAUCAACUACUUCGGAUACGCAGAGACGGAAUUGAAGCCAUACGUCCGAGAUCUCUUCUACGAGGCGGCCAACAACAAUACCCGUGUCUUCCUCUCUCAUGUUACCAGCACAACGCAUCACCCUUGGUCCACGCCGGAUGACUUCAAGAAGGAAAAAUACAUGGGCUCCGUCGGCACAGUCAAUCAUGAUCUGAUGAACAACUACCUAAACGCAGCACGAUUCGUGGACAACUGGCUCGGCGACAUCAUGAACCUCCUCGAUGAAACAGGGAUCGCCAACUCAACACUGGUCGUCAUAGUUGGCGACCACGGCCAAGCUUUUGGUGAAGAUAACAAGGACAUGACCGGGACCUAUGAGAACGGUCAUAUUAGCAAUUUCCGUGUGCCCCUCAUUUUCCGACACCCACACAUGCCUCGCAUCGACAUCACAGCCAACGCAACCUCUCUUUCCAUUAUGCCUACCAUUCUGGAUAUGCUUGUUCAAUCCCAAUCUAUUGAUAUACGCGAUUCGGAGAUUGCAUCCGCUAUGCUUCCCGAGUACCAAGGCCAAUCACUCAUCCGCCCCUUCGUCUCAUCAAUUAAGCCAAAUCCCAACAAAGACCACGAUCACGACAGCCACACCGAGCGUCCAGAUGAUAUUGAAAAGCGAGCCCCGCAUAAGAAACACGGGCCCUCAAAGCCGAAAACCCGCUAUGCCUGGAACUUUGGUCUCAUCAACGCCGGUGGAUCCAUGAUCUCCAUAACGUCAGCUAGUCUUCCAUACCGACUUAUCUUGCCUCUUCGGGAAGGCUUCGAGUAUGUCUUCACGCAUCUGGACAAAGAUCCCGGCGAGUUACACCCCAUCAAGGCGUGGACGUUGACCCAGCUUCUGGAAGAGGUCCUGUCUAAAUACGAUGAAGAUGCCGGUGAAUGGCUUGAAGAAGCUGAGCAAGUCGGCAAAUGGUGGGCGAGUAACCAACGCCGCAUCUGGGGAUACCGGGAGGCGUAA